Ilex paraguariensis (yerba mate) is the source of this 471-nucleotide messenger RNA. NCBI's taxonomy places the organism in Eukaryota, Viridiplantae, Streptophyta, Magnoliopsida, Aquifoliales, Aquifoliaceae. The record is from the annotation of a GenBank genome assembly.
AUGUUUGCUAUUUCUUAUUCGAUUUCAUUUUUACUGUGUGGUAUUAAUUGUUUUCUGUUCCGCUGCUGUGGUAUUGCUGAACUGUUGCUGCUUCGCCUGUCCUCUGCAGUGCUUGCCGGGCUUGCUUUUAUGUUUUCAUCUAGCAUUCUGCUACAGAUCCUGGCCUGUGCAAUAUAUAACAACUGGUGGCCAAUGUUGUCAGCUCUCAUGUAUGUUCUGGUGCCGAUGCCUUGUAUGUUCUUUGGCGGUGGGUCCACUCAAUUCUUAAUCAGUCGGGAUGGUGGUGGCUGGAUAGACGCGGCUAAGUUCUUAACAGGGGCAUCGGUUGUGGGGAGUAUAGCGAUUCCCAUCAUACUCAGGCAUGCAGAUUUGAUUGGGACUCAAGCCAUGUUUAUUGAAUUUACUUCCUUCAUCAUAUUCGUCUUCACUGUUUUGUGUUUUCAUCGCGCUAGCCUCGAAGAUGAGUGGUAG